AUGUCACAAGAUAACACGACGGUGGAAAUUAUUCAAGCACAAGAAUUGGCGAAAGAUAUUCUGGAUGGAAAAUCAUCGAGUUUUAUGAUAAUAGAUGUUCGAGAUGUGGAUCACAAGGGAGAAUCAAUUGUCGGAUCGAGGAAUGUUCCAUAUUUUAACAAGGAUAAAGCUAGUAAUUUGUUGAAGGAAAUUGUGUUUGCCAAUCAAUCGAGACAAGUUAAGAUUGAUACUGUAAUCUUCCAUUGUUUUUAUUGUACGAUUAGAGGACCAGCUGCUGCCAAGCUAUUUGCUGAUACUAUCAAUGAUGCUGCUGGUACUAGUACUGAUUCAGAAUCUUCUCUUCUGAAAGUGAAAUAUCUGGAAGGUGGUUGGGCUAAAUGGAAACAAUUAUAUGCUAAAAAACCUGCCAAUCUCAUUGUUAAAGUAAAUAAAGAUUGAACAGUAUUGAAACUCCUAAGUUGAUGAAAAGUAUUGUUGAUUUUUAGACAAGUCAAUCACUCUAUAAAUUAAAUUUCCAACCUUAACUCUAGCAGUUCCUUUGAUAAUCCACUUGACAGAGUGAUUUGACUGAAGACUACUGAAUAUUAAAUCAGAAAUUGUCUUGAUGACUGCUGGUGAAAGUGCCUGUUGUGUGAAAUCAAUUGAAAUUGGUAAAGUAUAUGAUGUUUCUCUCCAACCUCUCAAAUUCAAACUAGUUCCAUUAUUUUCAUAAUUCCAAUCAAAUGGGGUUGAUAUUAAAUCAUAUGAUGUUUGAGCUACAAUAUCCUUGAUAGAAAUCUUUUCAAUGCAAAUAUCGGUAAGUAGUGAAUCUUGAAUAUUCAUAUUAUAAAUAAUAAAAUUCAAAUUAAAUCCUAAAAUAGCAUGUGGGCUAUCAGUGUCUGUUCUGAAACUUGCGGUCGGUAAUUUGGUAAUUGACAAUUGGUCAAUAUAUACAUAUGGCGAUCUAAAAACAUAAAAUAUAACUAUUGUAAUAGAAAUAAGUAAGGAAAUUAAGAAUGCCAUUAUUGAUGCUGCAAUACACAUGUACUGCCAUCUCCUCUUUCGAUUUUUGUGAAUCAUUAAUUGCAUAUUUGUACCAUUACCAGCACCACCACUAUUUACAUUCAACACUGGUGGUUCCUUCAUCAUCACUGUAUUAUUAUUAUUAUGCCAGCACCAAUAUUAUUAUUGCUCUUGAUACUUCUCGAUGUUGUAUUAUUACUAAGUGUUCUCCUGUGAAGAAAUCUCCUCCUUCCUCCUAGAUUAGGCUUUGCCACAUAGGAAAUCACUGUAACAUUAUCCUGUUGUUGUUGUUGUUGAUGCUGUUGAUCUCCAAUUCCUCCAUACGAUUGUUUAUUACCCAUAGUAAUUGGUGUUAUGAGUCUUGAUGAAUCAUCGGUGAGCGUACUCUCAUCAUCAAAUCCUACCCGAUCAUCAUCUAAAUAUUUCAUUCUCUCCUCUUCAUCAUUGUUGGAAGACUUGAUGAAGGCUCUGAGUUUAUUCUUCUCAGCCUUGUCACUCCUGAAGGUAAAGAGUGUUUCAUCAGCUCCCGUCUCCAAAUCACACGAUGAUUCCACAACAUGUCGAUUAGGUGAAGGUUUAUUUCCUUGUUGUUGUUGC
Molecule: messenger RNA, 1599 nt
Organism: Naegleria gruberi
Lineage: Eukaryota; Heterolobosea; Eutetramitea; Acrasida; Naegleriidae
Product: arsenate reductase
Exons: 1
Coding region: 1-438 (145 amino acids)
Cellular component (GO): cytoplasm; nucleus
Molecular function (GO): protein tyrosine phosphatase activity
Source: RefSeq, a predicted model, not a curated record